This is a messenger RNA of Fomitopsis serialis, 1038 nucleotides long. RefSeq lists its product as uncharacterized. The coding region runs from base 1 to 1038 and encodes 345 amino acids. NCBI's taxonomy places the organism in Eukaryota, Fungi, Basidiomycota, Agaricomycetes, Polyporales, Fomitopsidaceae. The transcript is spliced from 7 exons. The record is from RefSeq and is a predicted model, not a curated record.
AUGGGUCUCGUGGCAUCCCUCGCUGUCGUUAGUGAGGAUGCGUUCAAGCGCUCCUCCCUCACGUACUACGGCUCUGCUCUUGCACUCACUACUGACGUUUGCCCCGCGAGUUGGCUGGCUACCGACGACCAUCAUAACAGGUCUCCCGCAAAUGCCUACUUCAAUGAGAUCCUUGUCAUUCAUGUGGAACAAGCUUUCCUAGUCAUAGAGGGUGCAGCGCUUGUCGCUAUCCUUCUGUCGAAUGGCGAGCAACAACCCCUGGAUCGGGAAAGACCCGUACCUUCCGUUUCGAGAGGCAUCGACCCUGGCGAUGUGGGCGCUCUCAGCGACACCUCUCGCGCGCUACCAAGCUCCUCGAUCUCAAGCCGCUCAAACCCCGUUGACACGCGGGCCGAGAUCACCUACCGCGAGGAAUCGACCAGCUAUCUUAAGUUUGGUACCAAGGGCAUGAACGGCACAAUCGUCGAGGUUUGCCCGCGCAAGAAGGCCGAGGUGCAGGAGGUCGAGGGCCAUGAUUUUGAGGCUGAGGGCAACGCAUUCGAUCUCAUUGGUCGCCUCCCCAUCUUCGACCCUCUCUGCUUGGACACCAAGCAGAUGCUCGGCCAAGCACGUCAACGCCCUGUCCUCCGUCUCUCCUGGUCGCGAGGCGCAAGCCCACCCCAAUCAGUAUGCUACGCCGAUGCGCCCCAGAGCCAGCACCCCGUUACAGACGACAAUGAGCGGGCGCUUUUCGAGGGCGGUUCUGUGUCCCGGACGCCGCUCCAUUGUGCUAAAAGCAAGGUCAAGGUCAAGUCGCCUGCGCUCGAAAUGUUCACGAAGACGGGGCAGAUGAGCAAUGAAGAGGUCGCAGAGGCCGUUUCACCGGGCGGGCACGUCACGAAGCGACGUGCGCAUUCCCGCCCGGUUGAACUGCUAGAGUCGGCGCAGGGCGCAGUUGUCGCGCCAGCUGUUCCACCCGUUAGCGGGCCACACAGCGCGAGCUCCGGUACUGUUCCUCGUCUUCGGCGCGCGUCUACCAGCUCUACGAGCGGGUCUUGA